Pelagomonas calceolata is the source of this 2406-nucleotide messenger RNA. Lineage: Eukaryota; Pelagophyceae; Pelagomonadales; Pelagomonadaceae. The record is from the annotation of a GenBank genome assembly.
GCUUGGCUAUCGACGUGUGCGGCUUUGCGAGCUGCGUACGCCACUGCUGAAGCGCACCAGCUUUCGGUAUCGCGUGCACACGUUCAGAGGGACCAACACUCUCAGUCUGCAAAGCAGCGCCGCGCGACGUUGUGUAGAUAAAACAAGAAAGCUACCAGUCAUGGCCAAGCUCCUCAUCGCGCUGCUGGCGGUAGCCACUGCCUACAACCCCAUCCGCCCCGGCCGGACCGCGACGAAGCUCCACGCCGCGACGCUCGAGCGCGAAGCCAAAGUCGCGGAAGCUGUGGAUGCCGAAGUCGACAAGUUAGUUGUUACUCCCGCGAUCGAGAAAGCCGUCACCGAAUUAGUAGACGAGGAGUGCGACGUCAUUGAGCCCGAGCCGGAAUGCUUGGACGAGGAGAAGAAGGAGGAGACCAAAGGACUACUGAGGCGGCUCAUGAGGUCGUCCGUAAGUGGCCCAACCGGCAAGUCGGCCACCGCCGCCGACAUUAUUGAUGGGGAGAUGCUCGAGAAGGGCUGGGAGAAGCGCGGUGGGCGCGGUUCUCUCAGAAGAAAUUUGGAAGUGUGGAAGGCACUCGCGCGAUGCGCGUUCAAGGUACUGAAGGCAAGAAAGGGGUCUUCGGAGGACAAGACGGCGGCGGCGACCUUCGCGCGCGAUCGGUUGUUGACGUUAGGCCCUACGUUCGUCAAACUAGGGCAAGUUUUGUCUACCAGAACGGACGUCCUGCCCGCGGAGUACAUUGAUGUGCUCAAGUCGCUGCAGGACGACGUGCCCGCCUUUUCCGGGGAGCGCGCCGCGUCCAUCGUCGCGAAGGAGCUCGGGGUGUCCUCUGUUGAUGAGGUCUUCAGCGACUUCAGCAAAGAGCCGAUCGCGGCCGCGUCGCUCGGCCAAGUCCAUCUAGGAACCCUAAAGAAGAACGGCCAGAAGGUCGCCGUCAAGGUCCAGAGAGCUGGACUCAGGGAGCUCUUCGCGACCGAUCUCAAAAACUUGAGAAAGUUGUGUGAGUUACUCGACUCCGUCGACCCUAAAUCCGACGGCGCCGACCGGUCGUACAUCGACGUGUUCGACGAGUCCGAAAAACUGCUCUACGAAGAAAUUGAUUACUUAAAUGAGGCGAAGAACGCCGACAGAUUUAGGGAGCAGUUCAAGGACGACCCCCAGGUCCGCGUGCCGGAGAUGAUCUACGAGUAUGUUAUCUGUGUCCCCAUUGCGACGCCGUCGACGCCUGCCGCGCCGCGGCGACGGCGUGGAGGUGGUGCGGAUCUCCUACCGGCACGCCAUCGCCGAGACAUCCCGCGACCGAGAGCUCAUUCUGUCACAACGCACAGGUACUCGACGCCCAAGGUCCUGACCAUGGAAUUUAUUGAAAGUUUCAAGCUCACGGACAUCGCAAGAGUGGAAAAGGAAGGCCUGGAUAGGAAGGACCUGGCGAAGCGCGUCGCUGACACGUUUCUGUACCAGAUUGUAGAUACCGCCUACUUCCACUGCGACCCGCACCCGGGCAAUUUGGCGGUCGACACGUCCGGCAACUUGGUGUAUUAUGAUUUUGGGAUGAUGGACGAACUCUCACCGAACGUCAAGGCGGGGUUCAAGGAGUUCUGCUUCGCGCUGUUUGAAGGGGGGCCCAUGAUCGAUGAUAUUCAAUUAGGAGUGAAGGCGAAGCAGUUGGUGGAUGCGGUCGAGACGGCGGGCGUGUUGGCGAAGGGCGCGGACCGAUUGUCGUCCGAGCAAUUGGCUCGGUAUUUUAUCAGAGCGUUCAAGGACAAGCAACUCGGCAAAGACAGAAGCGACGGGCCCGGCAUCAAGUCGACGCUGGGCACGGAGUUGCAAUCCUUGACCGAAAGCCAGGUGUUUAGAUUCCCCUCAACCUUCACAUUUAUCUUCCGAGCUAUUGCGUCGAUCGACGGCAUCGGCAAGGGCCUGGACGAGGACUAUGAUCUCGGUGAAUUCGCGCAGCCCUUCGUGACGAAACUUAUUGAUAAAGUCAAGUACGGCGGCGACAAUUCGAAGAAGUCCCUUGCGGUCUUCGGGAAAGCGACUGGGCUCAAUGCGGAAGAUGUCAAUACGGCACUCACCCAACCUAGGAAGAUCGCUUACUUGGAGGAAACUAUGAGAAGUAUAGAGCAGGGCCAGCUGAAGAUAAGGGUGCGUUCGCUGGAAAACGAGAUGGCGUUGACUCGUUUGGGUACGCAGUCGUCGGGCAUGACGAAUCUCCUGCUGUCGUCGUUGGUGCUGAACGUGGCUUCUGUGGCGAAAUUGGCGCGCAUUCCUCAGCUUGGGCUCUUUGGUGUUGCUGGGUUGUUAGGCUUCUCCGGGCUUUCCAGUCUUCUGAAGCUGUCGGCGCUGGACAAGAAGGCGGCGAAGUACACGUCGAAGGAGUUCAAUUCCUAAGUUGAUUGAAAUUC